UCAGUGGCUUUAACUCUGUUAAGUCGUUCAUUUUCCUGGCUGAUUCAGGCAACCCAUUCCAUUCUGUAAUGGCACUAGGGAAGGAGGAGCACUUGUACGAAUUAUUCCUAGCAUAUUGAAUUAAAAAUGUUCCUCUAUCUUUGUGAUUUGUAAUGGUCAGUACAGAAGAAGAUCUAGACUUAGAUCUAGUUUCCUAUCUUGAAUGUUAUUGCCAUGUUUGGCAACCUGUUCAGUGAAAAUGUUCCACUACAACAAAGUGGUGUACAGGGCCCUGUCUUAUCUAUACCAUCACCCCCUGGACCCAGGCUGCAAUGUGGUUUAGCAGGCAUUGAUAAUCAAGGUUCUACAUGCUACCUAAAUUCUCUACUGCAGACAUUGUUUUUGACACCUGAAUUUAGAGAUAGACUGUUCAGUUUAUCUGAUACAGAACUUGGAUGUCUGAAUAAUACAAAUAAUCCCAGUUGUAGAGUACGUGUGAUACCAUUGCAGUUGCAGCGCAUUUUUUCACAAUUACUGUUAAGUGACCAACAGAGUGUCAGUACUACAGAUCUUACCAAUAGUUUUGGUUGGACGAAUCGUGAAGAAUUCCAGCAGCAUGAUGUACAGGAGCUGAACAGAAUUUUAUUUAGUGCCAUAGAAGAGUCUUUAGUGGGUACUACAGGACAAAAUAUUCUUAACGAGCUCUAUCAUGGGACUAUUGUUAAUCAGAUCACGUGCACCAAAUGUAAAAAGAUCAGUGGGCGUGAGGAAGACUUCUUAGAUUUAACAUUGGCAGUUGCAGGACAACCUGGUCUUGAAGCAGCUUUAAGACAGUGUUACUGUGAAGUAGAAAAAAUGGAUGGGAAGAAUCAGUACAAAUGUGAAACUUGCCAAGCAUACACUGAUGCCACCAAGGGAGCUAAACUGAGAAACCUUCCUCCAGUGUUAACCCUUUCUUUGCUGAGAUUCAGCUAUGAUCUAACAAAAAUGACAAGAUACAAAGAGAAUGGUAGGUUCACAUUUCCAUUUGAUCUUGAUAUGUCACCCUACUCUGAGAAGGGAUCUGUUGGUGACCCAGAUUGCCAGUAUGAGCUUUUUUCAGUUGUAGUUCAUAGAGGCAGUGCAUUUGGUGGUCAUUACUUUGCUUACAUCAGGGAUAUUGACAACAUUGGUCAUUGGACUCCACCAGAAACAAGUCCUAAAGUUGACCCAAACACCACUGGCCUAGAUGUAAUAGAGUGUCAGUCUCCAGUUGAUUUGAUAGAAAACAUACUUAGCAAAGUAUCUCAUGGUUGUAUGUCAGUGGACAAACUGUGCUCUGAAAUAACAAAAGUUACUGGAGUUUCAUGGAGUAAACAUUUUAGAAAAACUCAUGGUCCAAUCAAUAAGUUCUUAAAAUCAUGUGACUCAUUUGUUUACAAUCCUGACUCUAACUGGGUAAGCCUGCGGGUAUCUGGAGGUCCAAAAGAGGAUCGACAAAAAGAAGUCAGUGGUUCUACACCUGUGACAGAUUGUACCCUACCAGUGCCUAACAACAACAUUAGAUCCAUUAAAAAGAAUCUAGAUGACACUCCUGAUGAAGGUUAUCAUUGGUUUUCUUUUAAUGAUUCUUCUGUUUGCCCUGUGUUUACAAGAGACAUAGAGAAACAGUUCUCAGGCAAAGAAAGUGCUUACAUGUUGUUUUACAGGAAAAAAAGUUUAUGCCGACCUAAAGAAGCUCAAGGCUCAGCCUCUUACAAUAUACCAUUUCACUUAAUUAAAGAAGUGGAAGAUCUGAAUGCAGCCUUAGAGAAAGAGAGACAGAACUAUGAUAUAGCUGUGAAUAAAAUCUGUGUAAAAGUAUUUUUAUGCACAUCUUUUAUCAAGACUGAUCUGCUUCAGUUGAAACCUGACAUCACAACAGAGUCUGCUAUGAAUAUCAUUGAAAUAGACAGAAGGAAGGCAUUUCAAGAAUUAAGGCUGCUUAUACACAAACUUGUCGAACAGUUUGAUGUCAGUGAGUUUUCUGUGUAUAGAAUGAAACCUAGGUGUGGAGGAUUUCACCUGUAUGAAGAGCUUAAAGAUGAAGAAAGGAUCCUUCAAAGUCUAGAUAUAACUUCAAGCACACAUCUCUUUGUCAAGUUCUCUGAUGGACAGCUGAAAGAAAACUUGGAAGAAAUUGGUGAACACUGUGAGCCUGUUCAAUUUCUUGUCAAGAACAAUGAGGAUGAUGUGAUGGCUUGUGUUACUCUGGCUAAAAACAAAAGCCCAGCAGAGUUGUAUCAGCUGGUAACUAACAAUGUAGACCUGCCAGUGCAUCUUUUACAGAAAACUGGCUGCAAACAGAUUGAGACCAUACCGAACUCAUCAGAUACUACAAUUGAUGCACUGGGACUUAAAGAUGGAGAUAUUCUAGUUAUUGUUCAAUUGGACAGUAAUGAGAGUAAGCCUUCUGGUGAGACAAAAAUUGAAACUGUCAUCAGUUCAGAUAGUCCAAAUGUUGACCCUGAUUGGUCAAUGACUCUACAAAGUCGACUUUAUGAGAGCACGAGUCACACUUGCAAGACAAUCAAGUUCCAGUCUAGAUCCACAUCAACAAUUAAAGAAGUCAAACUACGAGCUAUGCACUUGUUAAAUUUGGAGAAUGUUUCUUUUGAUACAGUGAGGUUAAGAGAAGACCACAAGACCCUGGGACUACAGCCACCUUUAAGAGAAGGGCUGACAGUGGUUGAUGCUGGUCUAACCAAUGAUGUCUGUUUAGUGUUAGAGAGUGGAAGAAGUCCACAGGAUUUUGAGAUGACAGUGACUGUGAAUAAAAUGAUGAAUGGUAAACUGGUAUGCAAGAAAGAAUUCCUUGUAGACAGACAACUCUCUGUGAUGGGAAUGUUGCAGGCAGCUUGUAAACUUAUGGACUGUGGGAACAGCCAAUGGUAUUUGAGUAAAACUGAUAUGUAUGGGGACUCAGUGGAGCCUUUAGAUGAUCCGACCGUGACUCUGAUGGAGGCACUUAUCAAUGAUGGGGAUACUUUGGUUUUACAACAGGGUACUCUCAUCAAGAAGGACCAGAUAGCAUUAACCCUCUGGCUAGCACCCACUGUCCCGACACAGUCACAGAUAGAUGGACUGAAUGGAUCAGGGGACAUACUUCACAGGCGAGAGGAAGAAGACAAAGUGAUGUUGGAACUAGCUGCCAAAUUAUCUCUCAGUGACCAAAAGGAAGUGAAUCUUCUAAUGGACUGUCUUUGUCCAAAUAACAUGGAGCCUUUGUAUGAAUCACUGGUGAUCAACAAAAGUAUGGGCGUGGAUGAGUUGAAACAAGCUCUGAUGGACUUGGACAGUUUUAAAACAAUGAGGAUCCCAACAUGUCACUUCAUGAGGCUGAGACAGCUGGACACAGUCAGACUGCGGGGGGUGCUCAGAUCGAACUCUCUGUUAUUCAAGCAUGCAGGUCUAAGGGAGACAAUUCCUUUAGCUGUACAGAUUUUGAAUUCUGAAGAAACUCUUGGUGUCCAUGAAGUGUUGUUAUUGAUAGCACAAAAAAUUGGCAGCACAAGAAUUUAUAUGCCACCACGUGAAUUGAUCUGGAACACAUCUGGAGGCAUGGGAGCUGGAGAUCUGAAAAGAGCCAUUGCUACACGCCUGUCACUGCCAUUGCAUGAUGUUGCCAUUGCCAAGUAUAAUCCAGAGACCUUCACCUGGAGUGUCCUGAAAGACCAACCUCAGAAAGUAGGAAAAAAUAAAGGUAAAAAGAAAAGUUCUGGCCAUAAGACAAACAUUAAACAAGCUCCUUACUAUGUCCAAGAUGGGGACCUUAUUGGUGUCAAGAUCCUUUCAUUAGACAAAGGUAUCCUAGAGGUGGAUGACUUCUCAACACAGGAGGAUCUCAACCAUCUCCAGCAACUCAAACUGAUAGCAGAGGAAAAGAAACGAAUAGAAGAAAAAAAGUUGGACUCCCAGGAUUGUUUCACUGCUCCUCGAAGGCAGGAAGUUCCUUUAACAAUCAAAGUCGACAAAUUUUCUUGAGGAAGAAUUUCUUUAGAUCAUUUUUUUUAAUUCUUAAACAUGUUGAAGCUUUUAAAUAAUCAAUUAAAAUUCAUGUUUAUAAAAAUACCUGUUUUAAAAUACCUGUUUUAAAAAUACAUGCUUAAGAAUGUAUAUGUAUACUAACAAGAGAUGUGUUAUUGUUUUCUCAGGGUGUCUUCAUGUUUAAACAGCGAUCUGGCACUUUUUAUGUUCCUAUUGUUUCCUUUGUGUUCCCAUGAGUGGUUUGUGAUAUGCACAGUGGGAUAGACUGUUUUUUAAAUGUGUCAGUUGGAUGUUAGUGUGUGCACUUUUUACAUUUCUCUGAAUCCUCAUUUGCCCAAGGUGCAUUAGAGUGAAAUACACAAUUUUUUGGUUUAGAAAUUAUAGUUGAUAGGGGCCAGAAAUGAAGUAACACUUAAAAUGUUCAGAUUCACCAGUGAUUUAAGUCUCAUUGGUAUAAAAGAACAUAAAAUAAUAACAAAAAAUUAUUUAAAAUGAAAUGAUCUGAAGCAAUUUUUUCGUAAUCUUUAAAACAAAUUUAUACAUUCAAACAUUUGUCAUUUGUUUAACUCCACAUUAAUCAGUGCUUAGUUUAAAGUUUAACUCUACAGUAAUCAGCGCUUGGUCUUGUUUUAUCAGAUACAUGGUAAUAUGGGGGGGGGGGGGGGUAUCUGACAUGUUUGCUCUCAAUUUUCGUUUCUUUACAAGUUCUUCAAGCAAAUGUUCUCCCAAAAGUUUACUAUAUUUUCUUAAGGCAAUCCAUUGUGUUAAAAAUGAGGCCAGCUUUUUUAAAAAAUUUAUUAGUUUCUUUGAUGCUAUUCUUAAAAUCUCAAUACAGCGGUGUUUGCUUUCCAGUGACUUACUAACUGGAAUAUUACUAAGUGACUGGAAAGCAAAAAUCACUGUAUUGAGAUUUUAAGAAUAGCAUCAAAGGAUGAAGGAUGUAGAGAUGUCAUGGAAACCUGAAUCAUAAAUAAACUAAAUGUAUUACACAGCACUAGCAUGGUAGUGUAAACCUAUCAUUCUUUUCCUUGUAUGGUUUCAAACCUGAAGGUUUUGUUGUUAGCUUCUUGUUACUCAUGAAUUGGCUGAGUUUUUUUUUUUUCU
Biomphalaria glabrata is the source of this 5088-nucleotide messenger RNA. Its product is annotated as ubiquitin carboxyl-terminal hydrolase 40-like. Gene Ontology annotation, biological process: protein deubiquitination. The transcript has 34 exons. The record is from RefSeq and is a predicted model, not a curated record. Gene Ontology annotation, cellular component: cytosol; nucleus. Gene Ontology annotation, molecular function: cysteine-type deubiquitinase activity; cysteine-type endopeptidase activity. The coding region runs from base 214 to 3981 and encodes 1255 amino acids. Lineage: Eukaryota; Metazoa; Mollusca; Gastropoda; Planorbidae.